Molecule: messenger RNA, 1055 nt
Organism: Vombatus ursinus (common wombat)
Lineage: Eukaryota; Metazoa; Chordata; Mammalia; Diprotodontia; Vombatidae
Gene: AREG
Product: amphiregulin
Exons: 6
Coding region: 119-838 (239 amino acids)
Biological process (GO): epidermal growth factor receptor signaling pathway; positive regulation of cell population proliferation; positive regulation of mitotic nuclear division
Source: RefSeq, a predicted model, not a curated record
CGCCACUGCUUCUCGCCCCGACGGGACACUGGCACGCUCUCCGCCGCUGACCUGCCCGUCUCAGCCGUCCCGGAGCCGGAGCCGGAGCCGGAGCCGGAGCCGCCGCCCCGAGAGGCCAAUGAGAACGCCGCCGCCUCCACCCACCACGUCGCCCCUAUUCUUGUCCCUCCUAGUGCUGAGCGCAGUGUGCCAUCAUGUUGCUUCAUCGGAUGCCAAUGAUACCUACCCUGAGAAAAAUGACUUGUUUUCUGGGGACCAUAGCACAGAUGGGUUCCUGCUAUCUUCAGUGACUGAAGUAUUCUCAGGAAGUGAAAUAUCCUCAGAGACUGAAUAUGACUAUUCUGAAGAGUAUGAGGAAGACCCACAGCUGUCUGGAUAUAUCAUAGAUGAUUCAAUCAAAGUUGGACGUUUGGUUAACCCCAAGAAAAAUAGAACAGAAAGUGAAAAAAACCCCAAGACCCGAAGAAAGAAAAAUAAAGGCAGAAAGAGAAAACACAAAAAGAUGGCUAAUCCAUGUGAUGAAAAAUACAAAAAUUAUUGCAUUCAUGGAGAAUGCAAAUACCUAGAAAGCCUAGAAGUAGUGACCUGCAACUGUCAUCCGGAUUUCUUUGGUGAAAGGUGUGGGGAGCAGUUAAUGAAGACCCAUAGCAUGGGAGACGGAAGUCAUCCCAUCACAGUGCUGGCUGUUGUGACUGGUUUUCUUUCUCUUCUUUGCUUCUCAGCGAUUGUCGUCAUUACCAUCCAGCUUCGGAAAGUACAUUCCAAUGUUCAUGACCAGGAAGCUGAAGAAAGAAAGCAACUCAAGCAAGAAAAUGGAAAUGAGCCUAUUAGCGUAUAGCUGAAAGUGGCUUACAGGUUAUCCAGUUGAAGAUGAAGAAGUAACUGCCAUAUCACAACCACAAAUGCAAGACUUUUUCUUCUUGUGAGUCAUCAGAAAAUUGGUUAUUUUUCUGAUGUUUUUUAACUUUCAAAUGUCAACUUUUAUGCUGAAAGUCUUAUUAUUUCUGUACAUACAGAAGCAUGGGAAUAUAAAGUAAUAUGUUUCCACUUGUAAA